Messenger RNA from Zea mays, 1843 nucleotides. RefSeq names its product 3-dehydroquinate synthase. The record is from RefSeq and is a predicted model, not a curated record. The transcript is spliced from 8 exons. Gene Ontology annotation, cellular component: cytoplasm. Gene Ontology annotation, molecular function: 3-dehydroquinate synthase activity. Gene Ontology annotation, biological process: aromatic amino acid biosynthetic process. NCBI's taxonomy places the organism in Eukaryota, Viridiplantae, Streptophyta, Magnoliopsida, Poales, Poaceae. Bases 281 to 1477 code for a protein of 398 amino acids.
CUCCUGGAGACGGGCGUUGGAGCCUGACACCUUCGCGGCUUCGCGCACCACCAUCCCGCCACGUCGGCUCACCUUCCCCGCUGUGGCCGCACCAGCCCCACCUACCAACCGCAGUACCAUCUCAGCUGUCCAUUCAUAUUGCCAACUGCCCAGAUCGAUCCGUCUCACUCAUCACCGUGCUCCUCGCCCACCUACCGCGCCACACCCGCCUCAAAUCACCGGCUCGGAAACCACCACCAAUUACAUCGGCGUCACCGUCACCGCCGCUUUCCGAGCUCUCAUGGCGGCGUCCGCGUCCUCCCUCCUUGCCGCCCCCGCAUCCUCAUCCUGUGGGGCCAUCUCCCCCCAGCUCCCUCGUGGAGCUCCGGCCGCUGCCUCCGUCGCUUCGCCGUCGCGUCACUCCUGCUACCUCCUCCGCGCUUCCCCUUCGAGGCGCCAUCGGAGUCGCUUCGUAGCCAACGCCGCUCCCACCAUGCAGCCUCCGGCGGAGUCCAGGGUCUCCACGGUAGUCGAUGUCGACCUCGGCGACCGUAGCUAUCCGAUCUACAUCGGCGCAGGCCUCCUCGACGAGCCGGACCUGCUGCAGAGGCAUGUUCAUGGUAAGAGGGUUCUGGUGGUGACCAACACGACCGUCGCGCCGCUUUACCUGGACAAGGUGACAUGGGCACUCACCCACAACAACCUGAAUGUAUCAGUGGAAAGCGUGAUCCUGCCCGACGGUGAAAAGUACAAAAAUAUGGACACGCUGAUGAAGGUGUUUGACAAGGCAGUCGAGUCCCGUUUUGACCGCCGGUGCACAUUUGUAGCACUGGGUGGUGGUGUCAUUGGGGACAUGUGUGGUUUUGCAGCUGCUGCAUUCCUCCGGGGCGUCAAUUUCAUACAGAUACCAACUACUCUGAUGGCCCAGGUGGAUUCAUCUGUUGGUGGGAAAACCGGGAUUAACCACCCACUAGGAAAGAACUUGAUUGGGGCAUUUUACCAGCCACAAUGUGUUCUAAUUGACACAAAUACACUGAACACAUUGCCUGACAGGGAGCUAGCUUCAGGCAUUGCCGAGGUAGUAAAGUAUGGGCUCAUAAGGGAUGCACCAUUCUUUGAGUGGCAAGAGAAGAACAUGCCGAAAUUGUUAGCAAGAGAACCAAAUGCUUUGGCAUAUGCUAUCAAGAGAUCAUGUGAAAACAAAGCUGAAGUGGUGGCACAAGAUGAGAAGGAAAGUGGCCUUCGAGCAACACUAAACCUGGGUCACACAUUUGGCCAUGCUAUUGAGACUGGGACAGGAUAUGGAGCAUGGCUCCAUGGGGAGGCUGUCGCAGCUGGAACAGUUAUGGCAACUGACAUGUCUCACCGCCUGGGGUGGAUAGAUGACUCCAUCAGAAAACGUGUGGUUGACAUACUAAAGCAAGCCAAACUUCCCAUUGCACCUCCUGAGACCAUGACCGUAGAGAAGUUUAAAAACAUCAUGGCUGUUCAUGUAUGACACGUCAGGUUGACAAGAAGGUUGCUGAUGGUCUGUUGAGACUCAUCCUUCUGAAAGGACCACUAGGGUGCUGUGUAUUUACGGGGGAUUAUGAGGGGAAUGCACUCGAUGAAACCCUACAUGCAUUCUGCGACAACUGAGACAUCCCAGUUUUGGACAUCACUUCUGUAUGCUAGUACUAGGCUAUGUAUCAAUCAGAGAAAAUAUUGUGGUGUACAUUAUCUUCACUGCCUCAUUGGUAUAUUUUUGUCAGAAAUAAUGGUAUAUUGUUUUAAGUGCUGGUUUGAGUUUGUAGAGAACCAUGGCUAAUCAACUGCGGUGCGGUCAGUUGUUCUCUAGUAAUAAUAGUAAAGAAGCUUCACUACA